GGUCCCGGAUUCCUCAUGAGCAUCGCGUACCUGGACCCCGGGAACGUGGAGUCGGACCUGCAGGGCGGGGCCCUGGCGGGGUUCAAGCUGCUGUGGGUGCUGCUCUGGGCCACCGUCCUGGGGCUGCUGUGCCAGCGCCUCGCCAUCCGUCUGGGCGUGGUGACCGGGAAGGACCUGGGCGAGAUCUGCUACCUCUAUUACCCCAAGGUGCCCCGUGUGCUGCUCUGGCUCAUGAUUGAGAUCGCCAUCAUCGGCUCUGACAUGCAGGAGGUGAUCGGGACAGCCAUUGCCUUCAGCCUGCUCUCAGCUGGCCGCAUCCCCCUCUGGGCUGGCGUCCUUAUCACCAUCGUGGACACCUUCUUCUUCCUCUUCCUCGAUAAGUAUGGGCUCCGCAAACUGGAGGCUUUCUUCGGCCUCCUCAUCACCAUCAUGGCCCUGACCUUUGGCUAUGAGUACGUGGUGGUGGGGCCGAGGCAGGUGGAGGUGCUGAAGGGCAUUUUCCUGCCCAGCUGCCCGGGCUGUGGGCGAAAGGAGCUGCUGCAGGCCAUGGGCAUCAUCGGCGCCAUCAUUAUGCCCCACAACAUCUUCCUGCACUCCUCCUUGGUCAAGACACGGGUGAUCGACCGCUCCAAGAAGGAGGCAGUGCGGGAGGCCAACAUGUAUUUCCUGACCGAGUCCUGCCUGGCCCUCUUUGUCUCCUUCCUCAUCAACCUCUUUGUCAUGGCUGUUUUUGGCGAGGCUUUCUACCACCAGCGCAACGAGGACGUGCACAACAAGUGCAUCAACAGCAGCAUCAGUCACUUCGCCGGCAUCUUCCCCACCAACAACGAGACAGUCUCUGUGGAUAUCUACCAGGGGGGUGUCAUCCUGGGCUGCUAUUUCGGGGCAGUGGCACUGUACAUCUGGGGCAUUGGGAUCCUGGCAGCAGGACAGAGCUCCACGAUGACCGGCACUUAUGCAGGACAGUUUGUCAUGGAGGGCUUCCUGCGGCUCCGCUGGUCCCGCUUCACCCGGGUGCUCCUCACCCGCUCCUUUGCCAUCCUGCCCACUGUCUUGGUGGCCGCUUUCAAGGACAUCAGCCACCUCACAGGCAUGAAUGACCUGCUCAACGCCCUGCAGAGCAUCCUGCUGCCUUUUGCCGUCCUGCCUGUGCUCACCUUCACCAGCCUGCACCCGCUCAUGCAGGAUUUCAGCAACAGCCUCCCGGGGAAGGUGCUGAUGACCCUCAUAACGGGGCUGGUCUGCGCCAUCAACAUUUACUUCGUGGUGGACUUUUUGCCAACACUGCACGGCCUGGAGUACCACAUUCCCCUGAGCCUGCUACUGGCUGCCUACGUGGCUUUCGUCGCCUACCUGAUCUGGACAUGCAGCAUCGCACACGGAGUCCGCUUCCUGGCCCGGGGCCACCACAGCCGCUUCAAUUUCGGUCUUGCCUUCGACCCGACAGAGACGCGGUGACAGAUCCCCUCCCUGCUUGUUAUCCCCACGACCCUGCCCGGCGCGGCCUCCUGGACACGGAUUUGCUGCCACUCCGAG
This is a messenger RNA of Melospiza georgiana, 1536 nucleotides long. RefSeq names its product solute carrier family 11 member 1 (gene SLC11A1). Gene Ontology annotation, biological process: metal ion transport. The transcript is spliced from 13 exons. Gene Ontology annotation, molecular function: cadmium ion transmembrane transporter activity; iron ion transmembrane transporter activity; manganese ion transmembrane transporter activity. Gene Ontology annotation, cellular component: plasma membrane. NCBI's taxonomy places the organism in Eukaryota, Metazoa, Chordata, Aves, Passeriformes, Passerellidae. The record is from RefSeq and is a predicted model, not a curated record. The coding region runs from base 16 to 1458 and encodes 480 amino acids.